CCCAAGAUCGACCCACUGCAGCUGCUGAAAUGUCUUAGUAUCCUGCUUAAUCUGCGAGGCGGGAUUAAAGGCCUGGACGAUGUGCCGCGGGUCAAAGGGUUGAUGGCUAAGUACUCCAAGAAGUUGGUGAGCAAGUGCAUCUACCUGAACAUCUUGCAAGCAACGGACAUCCCUUUCCUAGACGCGUUCUACGAGGAAGGAGGCUGGGAGCUGGUGGGCGCGUGGCUGCAGGAAGCGGUGAGCUCGAAGAAUUGGCCGCUGGCCGGACAGGUGCUGACCCUGCUGGACACCUCCCCGAUGACGGUCACGAGGCUCAAGAGGACCACCACGCCCAAGCUGGUCAAGGAGCUGUCUAGGGACUGCCCUAGCGAAGAUGUACAAAACACGGCCAAGCAGCUGGUGCACAAGUGGAUGGAGGUGGUGCGGCAGGGGGACGGCACCGCGGCCGGCGUCGGGCUGGGCAACGCCUGCGCCGGCGACGACGACGAGGAGCGAGCGGAAGGCGCGGCCGCGGCGCCCUUCCAACAGGAGGAUGCGACCCUGGUCGACCUGACCUCGCCCGACCCCGAGGACGAGGACAAGGGCGAGACGGGGCCCUCGCAGACGCCCCAGGCUGGCUCCAGGGAGUCGUCUCUGGGCGAGGGCGGCGACGCCAGCUCCUCGCUCGACUGCCAGGACGAGUCGUCCAACGCCUCCACGGAGAGCGACACGACGCCCGCACCCACCACGCCCAUCCGCAUCACGAUCCGCAGCGGCUCGCAGGUGCUGGCCAAGGUGUCGUCGCAGCGCCUGAGCCAGGAUUCGACCGACAGUGACGACAACAAGCCCCUGAGUGUGAUCAAGCAGGAGGUGGAGAAGGCCCGGCAGGCGCGGAAGGCGCUGGAGGCGGAGAAGGCAUUGGCGGGCGCGGCCUCAACUACCUCAAGCACGCCCGCCGCGGCGCCUACAGCUACCACAACUACCUCGCUCUCCGCCCCAGCCGGUGACGAGGCCGGGGCCGACAGCACAGCCACUACCUCUCCAGAGACCAAUGAUGUUCAGCCGAACGGUGCUGAGGGCGCCACCGCAGAGGGCGCCGUCGUGUCAGGGACCACGCCCACAGUGCACACCAUCGUGACCUUUACGGGAGGGCUGUCCAGCACGAGCUCGCCCGCCGCCACGCAGCCGUCCGCGGCGGCCGAGGAGGCGGAGGAGGCGGGCGGCAAGGACGACGAGGCGAAGGGAGUGAACGGGGAGGACGAAGGGAAGGCCAGUGACACGGCCAAGGGGGAAGGGGAGGACGAAGUGAAAGAUGAAGGGAAAGAUGUGAAAGUGGACAAUAAAGACAUGAAUGGAGCAAGCGCCGAUAGCUCCUCUCCGGCCAGCUCUGAGAGUAAAGACGUUGUAGAUAGUAAAAACAAAAGCGAAUCCAAAGAGAAAGACAAAGACAAGGAAAAGAAAAGCAGUCGAGACAAAGAGAAAGAGCGGGAGAGAAAGUCGAAGGAGUCGGAGAAGGACAAAAAGAAGGAAAAGGAGAAAGAGAAAAGCAGAAGUUCCAAAAGCAGCAGCAGCAGCAAAUCGGAGAAGGAAAAGAGCUCGAGAGAGAGACACAGAAGUAGCAGUAGCAGUAGUAAAGACAAAGAUAAGGAUAGGAGAGACAAGGACCGUAGUAAAAGCAGCAGCAGUAGAGACAAGAAGAGCAGCAGUAGAGAUAAAGAGAAAGAACGGGAGAGAAGCAGAGAGAAGGAAAAGGAGCGAGAGAAGGAGAGGAAGAACAAGGAGAAGCAGGAGUCGGAGGUCAAGGCCACGCUGGAGAAGGUGAAGCCCCACAGCGCCGACGGCCUGGCCAAGAUCCCGAGGAAGCAGGCCAGCUUCUUGGACGCGCUGGGCUCCGCCGACUCGGAGCUCAACGAGGCCAAGAAGCCCUCGGUCAAGACGUACAAGUCGCGGGGCUUCCGCAACACGGGGCUUCUGGACGAGCCCACGAAGCUCCCGGGGGUCGCCGGCAAGAAACCAGCCGGGGCGGAGAAGAAGGGCGUCGUCGGGGGCCUGGCUGGGGGGAGUGCGCUGUCUCCUUCAGGGGGGCUGAAGAGGCCGUCACCGCUGGACGACCUGGCGUCCUCGCAGCCCGACAAGCGCGUGAGGUCGUCCGUCUCGUCGUCACCGCUCAACGCCGACAAGCCCGGUGGAGUCAAGCUAAUUUCGCCCAAACGACCCUCACUCUCCGACGACGGGGGUUUCAUGGCAGCUCUCACCGCCGCCGGACCCGACAGCACGCGGAAGAAGGUCACGAGGAAGAGGAGGUCAAGCGAGAGUGACCCCAAGGAAGGGAAAGGCGAGGGCAAAGAGGACGAGGAGAAGAAGGAAGGGUCAGAGGUCAGGUCGCCGAGCAGCUCUCCCGUCAAGCUGGAGGAGAAGGCGGUGCUGUCGCCCACCAGUGUCAAGCCCAUGUUUAAUUUCUACCAAGAAACCUUGAAAGACGAAGACGAGACGGAGGAAAAGAAAGAGACGGCGGAGGCAAAGAAGAACGAAGGAGAGGAAGAGGAGGAGAUGGAGACGAACGAGAAGGAAGCGAAGGAGGAAGAGGAGGAGGAGGAGAAGAAGGAGAAGACGGAAGAAAACGGGAGCGGCGACGUCGAGAUGAAGGAAGAAAACGGGGAAGAAACUGAGACGGAAAUGGAGGCAGAAGAAUGUGAGGACAAAAGCACUUCUCAGGCUCUCGGUGGUGGUGGUGUUGGUGGUGUUGGUGAUGGUGUUGGGCUGUAUGGUGGCGAUGAAGGGGAAACGGGUAUGUAGUGGUUGAUGCUGGGU
Penaeus vannamei (Pacific white shrimp) is the source of this 2790-nucleotide messenger RNA. NCBI's taxonomy places the organism in Eukaryota, Metazoa, Arthropoda, Malacostraca, Decapoda, Penaeidae. The record is from RefSeq and is a predicted model, not a curated record.